Molecule: messenger RNA, 1171 nt
Organism: Populus euphratica (Euphrates poplar)
Lineage: Eukaryota; Viridiplantae; Streptophyta; Magnoliopsida; Malpighiales; Salicaceae
Product: nuclear nucleic acid-binding protein C1D-like
Exons: 6
Coding region: 224-862 (212 amino acids)
Biological process (GO): regulation of gene expression; maturation of 5.8S rRNA
Cellular component (GO): nucleolus; exosome (RNase complex)
Molecular function (GO): DNA binding; RNA binding
Source: RefSeq, a predicted model, not a curated record
AAAGGCAGUGACGUGUGAAUUACCAAACACGAACAAAAUCAUCACUUUAACCUUAACUGCCGCCAUAAACCGCUCCCUGUGCACCUCAGAAGCCCUAGACACCAACUCGCCAAAAACACCAACACAGCAUUAGCCUCAAAAAUCCUCUCAAAAUCCUUACCAAAAGAGACACAGAGGAAUCUUUGUAAGAAAAGUUGCUGUCCUUCUUGUCUAAGAAGCUAAAAUGGAAAGCAGCAGCAGCAAUAGCGAUGUAGUGCCAGAAUCAGCCAUGGAAGCAGUGGAAAGAACCUUAGCAAAUGUAAAACAAGUAGAGACCCAUUUGCUUGAAUUCUUGUCUCUUGCUAACCCUGAUGUCCUUGAUGAAAUGCCACCUCUUCAAAGGGCUCAAUCUCUCUUUAUGCUUGCUAAGGCCACUUCUACUCUCUUUGCAUUGAGAUUGAGAACUACUGGAAUUCACCCAGAUGAACAUCCUAUCAAGACAGAGCUUGAGAGAUUGAACUUGUAUCAAGACAAACUAGAGCAGUUUGUAGAUAUAAGUAAAGAACCAUUGCACCGUUCUACUACUUUAAAUUACCAGGCUGCAACCCGUUUCAUUGAGCAUUCACUGCCUGACCUUACCCCCGAACAGCGGAAAAGCAUGAGGAAUAUCAGUAAAGGAGAAGGGCCCAAGAUUAAGUAUACAGAGAGGAGCACCCACAAGAAGAGAAAAUGCGAUACAUCUGAAAAACAAUCAGUACAAGCUGCUGCCCAAGAGUUUCUUGAAAAAGCUGCACGCGAGCUUUUUGGGGGCAACACAGAUGGUUUCAAGGGACCUCUUAUAAAAACUGAUUCAUCAUCUGAAGAUAAACUGGCUGUGGAUUGAUUUUCUAAUAUAUCCUGGUACAUCAUAAGAUCAUGAUUUCAUAGACGAGGUCUGCCAGUGUUUGCAUCAACUGGCCUAUUUUUGUGAAUGAAUUCGUAUUGUCAACAGUGUAUCAUGUCAAUGGGUAUCCUAGAGCAUCACUAGACCCUCCCAGAGCAUUAACAAUUUUGUUCCCUUAUCCACCGUGGUGAAGAAAAAGCACAAUACUGUAAGUAAUAAACAGCUGCGCUUAGCCAACUUUUCUCGCGCGUUGUAAUUUGGAUUGGGAAGGACAGCUUUUAAAUUUAGGGAGAGAGGUGAUGUGGUUGU